AUGCUUGCUCAAAGCCCACCUCAAUCCGCUUUCGUCCAGGAUUCUAGCUUAGGCAAAAGAUUCAAAUUGGGCAUGGACAUGUCGCCAUCCAAGUUUGUCACCCACGCGGCUCGCCCACUGUUAAACGACUUUCAGUCCCUUGACACUCAAAACUUUAGGGGGCAGGUACAGCAGUCUGGUAGUAUGCUGCCAACGUCAUAUAGUGACCCCCGUCUCCUCCUUCAGCCAUCUGCACUUUUCGGGUUUUCUGGAACUUCCAUGGGGGUUCAGAAUUUAUUCCCUUCGGCAUCAACCCCGUCCAUCCCGAGUCUUGUAUCUACAUCUGCCAUCAGCUCGCACACUCUUCCACACCCACUAUCCGUUGACACGGGGUUAUCCGACAUUACGAUCACUACGAAGGACACUUUGUCGUCUGGUUAUUCAUCACCAGCAUCUGGCAGUCGCCCUCAAACCGCAUCCGAUUCUCGUCGCACGAACGGAAUCAUUGGCGGUUCACCAAGGAGUACACCGGUUGAUACCAGCGUAUUCUGCCGUACUUCAGAUCAGGUGGCUCGUCAGCGUACUGCUCAAGCAUGUGAGAAGUGUCGCGAUCGAAAGACCAAGUGCUCUGGAACGCGACCAACGUGCAAGCGCUGUGCAGACCGUGGUCUGAAGUGCGUUUGGGCGCCGGACACGCGCUUGAAAGGGCCAUCCAAUAAACCGAACCAGACCAAGCUAGAGUCAGGAGAUAAUACCGGCGGACCUCUCCCCGCUUUACCCGUUCCCCUGUCUGAACCCAGCUCGUGCGAGCAAUCUCCUCAAUUCAGAGCUGAUGAUACCGUACAAUCUGCACCAGCUACUCAGACAACGUUCCAGUCCACCUCGUUACCAGAGAAAUUGUUUGCGUUGGGGGAACAGAAGCAGUACAAUUCAGGUGGAGGACCAAGGUUAUUCCGUACCACUGGCGCUGUCAGGGGCAUGAACGCACAUCACGUCAUGGGUGAACCGAUCAAGCCAAUUAGCACGGACGACGAUUGCUGGUUCUCUAUCGGGAAUGCAGCAUACGAACCGCCAAGUAUGGAUCGUGACCAAACUAUCAAUCCCUUCAACAGGCGGAACUCCGUAUCGGUUGGCCAUCUUGCGCUCGCACGUAACUCACAUGGUGAACCCAAACCAUUACCACAUGCUCGUUCAUUGGAAUCGUUCGAGACCUUCAACUUGAACAAUGCAUCGCCUGCCCUGUAUUAUACAGGACAGUUCAGUCAUGCUCCAUCCUCUCCUUCGUCAGCCGACUUCGAGUCAUCCGUGCCGUCGUCGGCUACAUCCGACAGUCACCCCUCAAUAAUGCUACCCGCAGUUGCAAAACCACAGGCGGACGAGCACUUGCUUGCUCAGUCCCUCCCCUCAUUCGAUACGAGCGCACAGCUCAACGAGGAGAUGAUGAACAUGCUCAGCUCACCUAUUAUUUCCGAUGGAUACCUCCAUAACGAUGGACUUGACUUCCUUGAUGGGUUUUCCUCGUUGACGUAUUCCAUCAACGAUAGCACAGGAACCAUCGUAAACCAGACUACUCCUCUCGCGCAGCCCAAUCCUGAGGCAGCACAAAAUACGAACGAGUUGUUCUCUCAGUUUUUUAACGCAGAUGCGUUCAACGAGAUGCAGUCUUAG
Molecule: messenger RNA, 1647 nt
Organism: Fomitiporia mediterranea MF3/22
Lineage: Eukaryota; Fungi; Basidiomycota; Agaricomycetes; Hymenochaetales; Hymenochaetaceae
Exons: 3
Coding region: 1-1647 (548 amino acids)
Biological process (GO): regulation of DNA-templated transcription
Molecular function (GO): DNA-binding transcription factor activity, RNA polymerase II-specific; zinc ion binding
Source: RefSeq, a predicted model, not a curated record